GUGCCCUUGGCUUCCCCAGUAAAGUGGAGGUACCUUCUAGGCUGGGUACAUCCGAGACCGGACACGAUGCUGGCGAUACUACCUUACGACGCUAGUAUUACAUUGCCCAGGUAGAUACCUACCUAGUUACACGUAUAAUUUGGGAAACCCGUUCAGUACAACUAGCAUCCCUCACACGUAUAUAUACUUGCCUACACAUCUGGCUUUCACCACGUGUUUUCUACUGACAAGCUCCAUGGCUUCUCGCCGCGCAACUCUCAAACUCUUCUCUUUGAACCCAGCACUUCCUUCCCCUUUUCGACCCCUAGCACCAGUCUCUUUCCUUCCACCAAAGUUUGGUGCAUCCCGCAACAUGACCUCAGAGGCUGCUCCCAGGAAGUACGAAUGGCUUGUCGUCAUCCCCGACCGCCCUGGCGUGUUGGAUCAGAGGCGUAUCGUUCGCCCAAAGCACUUUGAAGGCAUGAAACCAUUUGUUGAAUCCGGCCAAUGGAAGAUGGGUGGGGCUCUUCUGGAUGAGAUCCCCAAGGAUGAUGAUCCUGCCAGUCUGAAAAUGAGUGGCAGCACGAUGGUGGCCAUCGCUUCGUCCAGAGAAGAGCUCAUGGAAGUGCUCAAGGCCGACCCUUACGCAAAGGAAGGGGUAUGGGACUUGGAAAAAGUGCAGAUGUGGCCAUUCAAGUGUGCUUUCCGGAACCCUUAAGCACGAUAGAGAGGUAGAGAUUGGGAAAAGUCCGACGGUGAAGGACGGUCGGAUGGAUAGGCGUGAACAUGCCAUGAAUGCUGUCCACGUUCGGCUGGCCAGAUAUCUCAGGCCAUGGAUUCUUUUAGCAGGUUGAGCUCACUUACUUAAUCUGGAUCAUCUUCCGCGGCCGCAUACUUGUAUCUUUUUUUUUUUUUUUUUUUUUUUUGAGCUUGCC
Molecule: messenger RNA, 914 nt
Organism: Pyricularia grisea
Lineage: Eukaryota; Fungi; Ascomycota; Sordariomycetes; Magnaporthales; Pyriculariaceae
Exons: 4
Coding region: 236-697 (153 amino acids)
Source: RefSeq, a predicted model, not a curated record